Bipolaris maydis ATCC 48331 is the source of this 1305-nucleotide messenger RNA. NCBI's taxonomy places the organism in Eukaryota, Fungi, Ascomycota, Dothideomycetes, Pleosporales, Pleosporaceae. The record is from RefSeq and is a predicted model, not a curated record.
ACGCAGAUCCCAACUACACCUCCUAUACAUUGGCUUUCCUGCCUUGCCUGUUUGCCCCGACUCCACCCGCAUACAGCCGCCAUGUCUGUCGAGGAGGGCACGCAUACCCUCGCCGAUGGCAAGAAGUUGUUCACCAAGACCUUCAGGACCGACGGGCCCCCCAAGGCAAGACUGGUUUUUAUCCAUGGCUUCUCAGAUGUACGUUGCAGCAAAGUAAACACUUAUGCCGACUUUUUCCCCGGACUCGCUGCCAAAGGCAUCGAGGUCUAUACCUUUGACCAGAGAGGAUGGGGCCAAUCCGUGUCGAAGCCGUCUGAGCGAGGCGACACGGGUCCAACUGAGCAGGUUCUCGACGACAUUACUUCCUUCAUCAAGACAGUUAUUAGUACUCCCAGCCCAGUGCCCCUUUUUAUGAUGGGCCACUCCAUGGGCGGAGGCCAGACGCUGUGCUAUGCGGCCCGUGGCCCUGACGAGGUCCGCAAGCACAUUCGUGGCUACCUCCUCGAGUCACCCUUUGUUGACUUUGACCCCAAAUCCAAGCCGUCUGCCGUUACUGUCUUCUUUGGCAGGCUGGCUGGGAAAGUGGCGGGCAAACGCCAGAUGGUCAACAAGCUGGACUCGAAGCUCAUAUCACGCGACCCAGCAGUCUGCAAGCGAUUUGAGGAGGACCCGCUUUGCCACGACACAGGCACUCUCGAGGGCCUCGCAGGGCUGCUUGAUCGCACCAAUGCUCUAUCCAGCGGAAAGAUUGUGAUUCCCGACAAUGCUGGGGAAGGUGGCGUGACGAGAAUUUGGAUUGGGCAUGGGGACAAGGACGGCAUCACUAGCCACGCGGCGUCGAAGCGACUAUUUGAUGCCUUGCAAGUCAAGGACAAGGAGUUCAAGUCAUAUCUUGGGCAUUACCAUCGCCUGCAUGAGGAGCCUAGUCCUGAUAAAGAAGCGUUCCUAGACGACGUGGUGAACUGGAUCCUGGCCCGGUGCACGGACGCAGCCGGAGUAGAUGGCGCAAAGCCAAGGCUAUGAUGCGCAGUCGGAGCUUUUGAAGACGAUGGCGGGCAAGCUGGCGGGGCGAUGCAACCGCGGGAGAGCUGUUUCGAAGAGCGGAAGGGUAGCACUAGGUGCAUACGCAUGUACUUGGACGUGCAUGGACGUACAGUGAGUGUAUGUAUGUACGUAUGCUGAUACGUGUCUUUGGUGGUACAUUUGCGCCGCGAAAACUACUCGGGCCAUCCAUGUCUCUGCAGGAAUGCCGACGGGUUGGUACUGGUACGUGUCAUAAUGCCAUAUGUAUAUCAAUUGAAUUGC